This is a messenger RNA of Actinia tenebrosa (Australian red waratah sea anemone), 2648 nucleotides long. RefSeq names its product protein-cysteine N-palmitoyltransferase HHAT. The record is from RefSeq and is a predicted model, not a curated record. Gene Ontology annotation, cellular component: endoplasmic reticulum. Gene Ontology annotation, biological process: protein palmitoylation. NCBI's taxonomy places the organism in Eukaryota, Metazoa, Cnidaria, Anthozoa, Actiniaria, Actiniidae. Gene Ontology annotation, molecular function: palmitoyltransferase activity.
AAUAUCUUGAUCUUUACGAAGGUAAUUGAAGGAUCUGAAAUGAAGACACGUCAGCUAUAGACCUUACUUAACUAUAUAAAUAAGGACAAAAAUUGAAUACUGUGUGCCUUUGUUAGCUAGCUUGGGGGAUCCAGAAUAUAUGAAUUAUUAACCAGGAUUCCUAAUUUCAGUCGUUACAAUGGCAACAACACACAACAGAUUCAAGAACAAGGAUCCAACAUCAGAUACUCCUGAAACAAAGGAAUCUUCCAGAAUGAAUGAACCAAAGAUCAAACAGUUUCAUUACGUCUCUUUGUCCUUGGUUGAGACCAUUUUGAACUGGGUUAUUUGGCUUGGAACUGUGGCCUAUAUGAUGUAUAUACUUGUAGUAGUAUCCAAUAAACAUAAAGAUGAGCUUUAUCCUGAAGAUUUUUCAAAAGGCUGGAAAAUCAUUGGAAGAGAAAAGGAUUCUUCGGACAUGGAAUGGGAGUUUUGGUCUAGCCUAAAGCUGGAGUUUGUGUCAUCUUUAGCAAUUCAUUCUAUUGGAGGAUUUAUUAUUUCAUAUUAUAUCCCUAAGUUCAAGGCAUUAUUCUACCUGGUCUACACCUUAGUAUUCCUGGUAUAUCUUCUUGGCAUUCUUCCUGUAGUCUACAUGUUGGUCCACCUUUGCAUCAUGUACCUUGCUUCACUGUCACAGUCUGUGCUAGCUGUCUGGGGAGUUGCCCUAUCGAUUCUUGCUUCUCUACAGAUGGAUGACAUACGACAUUGGCAGUAUAAGUACCUGACGAAUGAUUCACAGCACAGAGAUUUAACUCUCUUCAUCUCACUCAUGUCUCUUCUACGCUCAAUAAGUUUCUGUCUGGACCAUUGUUCACACAAGAAGAACACUGAAGAGAAAGAGCCAGCAUCUUCGUACUCCUUCUUCAACCUCUUGUCUUACAACUUCUAUCUUCCUCUGUUUAAUAAUGGACCAGUAAUGAUGUUCGAUACUUUUUACAAAGAAUUCUAUCAGCCACCUCGUCCAUUCACAAAAGAAGAAAUUCUCUCUCUCAUCUGGGACUCUCUCCGUACGCUCUGGUGGUACAUAUGUUUCGAGGUCUAUCUACACUACGUCUACUCUUCAGCUAUAGUUCAUGAACCUCCUGUCUUCAUGGAUUUAUCCAAUUGGUCUUUAGCUGCCUUGUUCUAUUCACAACUCCAUAUAUUCCUCACUAAGUAUGUGGUGUUGUAUCAGUUGUCUCGUAUCUUUGCUCGCCUUGAUCGACUGGAUCCACCGCAGAUACCACGCUGUGUGUCGUCCUUGUACACGUUCACCGAUAUGUGGAGAUAUUUCGAUCGUGGUCUAAACAUCUGGAUGAAGAGGUACAUCUAUGUACCCAUGGGAGGGUCCCGUAAGGGGGUUUUUCGUCAACUCCUUGGAUCAUUCUUGGCUUUUGGGUUCGUAUGGGCGUGGCAUGGCGGCAAUCCUGACACUCUGUGGUGGUUUAUGCCCAACUGGUUGGGCGUGGCCGUGGAAGGGUUUGCUGAGAACAUUGCAAUGUCACCAUUGGUUAUGAGAGUCGAGGAGCAUCUAUCGUUGCGCAUGCGUCGUCGUAUCCGUGCAGCACUCUGCACCGUCACGCUUUCAGGUCUGAUUCUAAGUAACAUGGUGUUCUUGAUUGGACCACGACCUGUGACGAUCUUUGUUAGAAGAGUAUUCUACCAAGGAUUUCCUUCUUCAUCGUUGGUUUGUUUGACCUGUCUUUACUUCUCGAUACAAACCAGUAUCGAUUUAAACAACUACAAAGGCGGCCAAUGGUAAGAUUACAAGACUCCAUGGUCAUCCUUACCCAUCCUAACCGUAGUGGCAAGAAAGAAUUCUGUUCUUUUCCAUUGUGUACCAGAGGAUGAAGCUCGUUUCCAUUCAGAUUUGCAUGAAAUGGUAGAGCAAAGGUAGAGAGCUAGGAUUACAUGAAUUUGAGGUCAACUCACGUGACUGGCUGCAACACGGAAAAGAUAAAAGACGUCACCCGCAUGAAAGAUCAAUAACAUCCAGCUUAGGUUACACUUCCACGUCAUCAAAGCAUGUUGUAUCGUAAUUCCAAUCCUUUGAAGUAUUCAUCCAGUAGUUGCCUAAUUUUAACAUAGAUAUUAUAGUGUAUGUAUUGUACAGUCUAUGUAAUGUAUAUUAACUGCAUAGUCAUAUAAACUAAUUAGAAAAAUUUAGUUUAUUUUGAUGCGAUAAAUACUUCAGCACGUUCUGUUAUAGUCGUCUAUAGUUAAUAUGACAACGGCCGUCUAUAGAGGACAUGCGCAAUCACGUGCCGGUGGCCAUCUUGGAUGGCAGUGCAUUAUUCUUGAUUGUUUUUGCGCCUGUCAUCCAACAUGGCUGCCAUCACGUGAUCGUUCAACUCCCCGCAACUCCUUUACAUAAACAACAAUCCACUAAUAUGCACAUAAUAAUGUUGAUAAUAACCCUUGUCUUCCCAUCAUGCUUUACGGUGCUUUAAAAAUCGUUACGUCAAUUAAAUGUACACAGGUAGCCCACCUAUAGAAACACUAUAAUGACCGCAAAGCAUGACGGUAGACAAGCGUGAGGCAGCUUUGAUUACAUAAGCUAAGAAAGAAACCACUAAAGUUAUGAAUGGCUAGAAAAAAUUUAUAUCAGUAAUAUUAAAAAAUAUUAAACG